AUGUAUUGGGCGGAGACAUUUACGUCUUAUAAAGUGAUCAUAUACACGUACAUCGGAUAUAACGUCUGGGAGAUACCCAAAGACCACCCCGCCAUUCUUGGUAACAAAUAUACCUACGCGACCGAGCUCAUCUACAAUCCCAUUUUAGCCCUUGUCAAGACCUCCAUCCUACUAUUCCUACUACGUUUAACCGGCCAAAAAAAUACAGUGCGCCUGGCCAUCUGGGGACUCUUAAUUCUCAACGGCAUCGCCGCUAUCAUCACAUUUUUCCUCACUGUUUUUCGAUGUGUGCCCGUCGCCGCUAAUUGGGAUCUGGCUUCAUAUCCCAAUGCGACGUGUCUUGACUUUGCAAAUUUUGUCACCGGCACGGCCUCGGUCUCUAUUCUCACGGACAUCCUUGCUUUAAUGCUGCCUACCUGGAUCGUAUAUCGCCUACAGAUGCAAUGGAAUCAGAAGUUGAUGCUGAUUGGCAUUCUGUCCUUGGGCCUUUUAACGGUGGUAGCUGGCAUUGUUCGCCUCAUCCUCCUUGACGAUUUCGACCGUCAUAUGCCGGAGAAUUACACACACUCGGUCCUAUUUUGUGUGUCCACCAUCGAAGUUGGCCUGUCGUUUGUCGCUGCGUGCGCUCCCUCGUUCAAGCCGCUCGUUACUCGGCUCGUUCCGAGGCUCUUCGGCUCCACCCGCACCGGGCCGUAUAAUGGCUCGACCAACCGCAGCGGUCGGACCCGGCUGGGAUACAAACUCGAGGAAACGUCAAAUUUCACAAAUCGUACACAGGAUCAGACUGUCACUACCGUUGAAGCUGGCGAUAGCGAGAUCAGCCACGGCCCCACGAAAUUGAAAGCCGAUAAUAUGAUCACCAUGACCACAGAAAUGGAGGUUACUUGGGUUCAAGCCAAUUCCGAGGAGCAGCAUACUAGUAGUACAGAGAGUCUUGUCUACGGGGGAGGUAGCAACAGACGUUCUAAAUAA
Messenger RNA from Penicillium concentricum, 972 nucleotides. RefSeq lists its product as uncharacterized. NCBI's taxonomy places the organism in Eukaryota, Fungi, Ascomycota, Eurotiomycetes, Eurotiales, Aspergillaceae. The coding region runs from base 1 to 972 and encodes 323 amino acids. The transcript is spliced from 4 exons. The record is from RefSeq and is a predicted model, not a curated record.